Messenger RNA from Manduca sexta (tobacco hornworm), 475 nucleotides. RefSeq names its product trypsin, alkaline B. Gene Ontology annotation, biological process: proteolysis. Lineage: Eukaryota; Metazoa; Arthropoda; Insecta; Lepidoptera; Sphingidae. Gene Ontology annotation, molecular function: serine-type endopeptidase activity. The record is from RefSeq and is a predicted model, not a curated record.
UGUAAUAAGCGAUUAACAAAUGAAUAUACUGAUUUUACUUAAUCCCAGUGAUCGUUUUCCAUAUAAAUACUGCAAGGUAAGAUGUAACAGCAACAGUUGUCAAACAGCAACCAUGCGUCUUUUCCUCGCUUUAUUGGCUCUGGGCUUCGCAGCCGUAGCGGCUGUCCCGGCAAACCCUCAGAGGAUCGUGGGUGGUUCUACUACCACUAUUCAGCAGUAUCCCACCAUUGUUGCUCUGCUGUUCUCCAGGAAUGGAAACACUUUCUUCCAAGCCUGCGGUGGUACCAUUCUCAAUAACAGAAAUGUCCUCACCGCUGCUCACUGCCCCCACGGAGACGCAGUCAACAGAUGGCGUGUUCGAUCUGGUUCGACUUUCGCGAACAGCGGCGGUGCCGUCCACAACUUAAACAGCGUCAGGAUCCACCCUAAUUACAACAGGAGAAAUCUUGACAACGACAUUGCUAUUAUGCGCACC